This is a messenger RNA of Haemonchus placei, 297 nucleotides long. The record is from the annotation of a GenBank genome assembly. NCBI's taxonomy places the organism in Eukaryota, Metazoa, Nematoda, Chromadorea, Rhabditida, Trichostrongylidae.
AUGUUCACGGUGUGGUUAGCGUCUCAUGGAGUAACAGCACUAAAGAAGCCAGGUGGUACAAUAACCUACGGGGGUGUGGAUGAUGACAAUUGCGGAGCCGUGAUUGGCUAUACCAAUUUGACAGAUCCACAAUUCUACCAAUUCAAGCCAUGGGAAGUCGCUAUUUAUCAAGCGCUUUAUCCGUAUUGCACGUUUUCGGAUGGCAUACCUUAUACUCGAUCUCUCUCGAACUCCCGCGACAUCAAACCGUCAGAAGGACUGCAACCUGGUACCAAGCAGCCUCACCUACAUACAUAG